Molecule: messenger RNA, 717 nt
Organism: Mesitornis unicolor (brown roatelo)
Lineage: Eukaryota; Metazoa; Chordata; Aves; Mesitornithiformes; Mesitornithidae
Product: 5-hydroxytryptamine receptor 5A-like
Exons: 2
Biological process (GO): adenylate cyclase-activating adrenergic receptor signaling pathway
Cellular component (GO): membrane
Molecular function (GO): G protein-coupled receptor activity
Source: RefSeq, a predicted model, not a curated record
GAUGUGCUGUGCUGCACCGCCAGCAUCUGGAAUGUCACGGCCAUCGCCCUUGACCGCUACUGGUCCAUUACCCGCCACCUGGAGUACACACUCCUCAUCCGGCGCCGCAUCUCCAACAUCAUGAUUGCCCUCACCUGGGCGCUCUCUGCCUUCAUCUCCUUGGCCCCACUGCUCUUUGGCUGGGGUGAGACUUACUCAGAGGACAAUGAGGAGUGCCAAAUCAGCCACGAGCCUUCCUACACCAUCUUCUCCACCUUUGGCGCCUUCUACCUGCCCCUCUGUGUGGUGCUCUUUGUGUACUGGAAGAUCUACAAGGCAGCCAAGUUUCGAAUUGGAUCUCGGAAGAACAACUCCAUCACCCCCGUUAGACCAGAAGCCCUGGAGGUAAAAGAAGCUGCCCAGCAGCCACAGAUGGUCUUCACUGUCCGUCAUGCCACUGUUACGUUCCAGACGGACGGAGACACAUGGAGAGAGCAGAAGGAAAAGAAAGCUGCCCUCAUGGUGGGCAUCCUUAUUGGGGUCUUCGUGCUCUGCUGGAUCCCCUUCUUCAUCACGGAGCUCAUCAACCCCCUCUGCUCAUGCGACAUCCCACCCAUUUGGAAGAGUAUUUUUCUAUGGCUAGGCUAUUCAAAUUCCUUUUUUAAUCCACUCAUCUACACUGCUUUCAACAAAAACUACAACAAUGCCUUCAGGAACCUAUUCUUUAGACAGCACUGA